UUUCCCAUUGUUGCUUUUUCUACAGAGGAAACCGUGAUGGACAAGAUUCUAUCAGCCAACAGUGAUACGAACAUGUUUGAGGGUGACAUCCCACAAACUGCGACUUCUAGGAACGGAAUCCGUGAUGUUUCCAAGGUCUGGGCAUCCAGGGUCAUCCCCUACGAGCUCAAAGCUGGAGAUUUUUCGAGUUCUGAACAGUCUGUGAUCCAGCAGGCAAUGAAUGAGUACGAGGUCCGCACCUGCAUCUCCUUCGUCCCGAGAACUACUGAGACAGACUAUCUCUACGUCCAGAAGGGAUCAGGAUGCUGGUCUUACGUGGGUGUGCAGGGCGGUCGGCAGGACCUGUCCCUCGGGAACGGUUGUGUCUACAUAGGCAUCGCCAUCCACGAGUUCAUGCACGCCGCCGGCUUCUGGCACGAGCAGUCCCGCUUCGACAGGGACGACUGGGUCAUCAUCCAGUGGGAGAACAUUCAGGAAGGUAAGGAGCACAACUUCAACAGGUACUCGGAGGUUGACGUGUCGGGGCUGGGUGUGGACUAUGACUACGGUUCCGUGAUGCACUACAGCGCCACGGCCUUCAGCUCCAACGGAAGCCCCACCAUCGUGGCGCGCGUCAGCGGCGCGCCGUCUCUGGGUCAGAGGUCAGGCUUCAGCGACACCGACGUGGCCAAGCUCAACACUCUGUACAGUUGCCACAUGCCUGUCGGCUGGAGUGACUGGACCGAGUGGAGCCCGUGUGACGACACCUGCACCAAGACCCGCCAGCGCUUCUGCUCCGACCCGAACGGCUGUACCGGACACAGCGUGGAAACACAAGACUGUCCCUGGCCCUGUCAAGUUGGCAUCCACCCCGACUGCGGGCAGUACUACUUCGGCGGUGCUUUCGGCGAGAUCACCUCCCCCAUGUACCCCGGGAACUACCUGGACGCAGCGACCUGCCGUUACCUGGUCAACGCCACCGCCGGCAGCACCGUCACUAUUAGCUUCCAGACGUUCGACGUCGAGAGCCACACGUCGUGCGGAUAUGACGUCAUGAGGGUUUACGAUGGCGAGGACACGUCGUCCCCUGUGCUGGCCUCCAUGUGCGGCUCGACCCGCCCCGCUCCCAUCACGUCCUCGGGAGACCGCCUCAUGAUCGAGUUUGUUUCCGACGCCUCGGUCAACGGACAGGGCUAUGUUAUCCAGUACACCACCGUCCCUACGGCCUUCAGCUGUAGCUUUGACGCGGACCUGUGUGGCUUUACCCAGGACGGAGAUGACCAGUUCGACUGGACCCGUCAGACCGGCACCACUCCUUCCAGCUCCACCGGGCCCACCACUGACGUCUCCGGGUCAGGUCACUACAUGUUCAUCGAGACGUCUGGCUCCCGUACCCAGGGUGACGCCGCGCGCCUGCGCACACCGACACAGAGUGCCAGUCCUGCCGGUUACUGUCUGCAGUUCAAGUACCACAUGUACGGAACAGACAUCGACACGUUGAACGUGUACGUGACUGACGGAAACUCCAUCCUGGGCACACCUAACUUCAGCGUGACCGGCGACCAAGGAAACAACUGGCUGAGUGGGCAGCUCACCAUCCCUGGGGACGCCGACUUCCAGGUUGUCUUCGAGGCCAUCAGGGGAGCCAGCUGGCGCGGCGACAUCGCCAUUGAUGACGUCCUGAUGUUCGAGGGUGUCUGCGCCUAAGGGCGACUGCGCUACAACGGUCAAUAAUCAAAGAUAGAUUCGACAUCAAAUAAAUACAUAAAUUCAAUGUCUA
Branchiostoma floridae (Florida lancelet) is the source of this 1759-nucleotide messenger RNA. Its product is annotated as tolloid-like protein 1. The coding region runs from base 37 to 1686 and encodes 549 amino acids. Gene Ontology annotation, cellular component: membrane. Gene Ontology annotation, molecular function: metalloendopeptidase activity; zinc ion binding. Lineage: Eukaryota; Metazoa; Chordata; Leptocardii; Amphioxiformes; Branchiostomatidae. Gene Ontology annotation, biological process: proteolysis. The transcript has 13 exons. The record is from RefSeq and is a predicted model, not a curated record.